Messenger RNA from Zophobas morio, 1594 nucleotides. Its product is annotated as facilitated trehalose transporter Tret1-like. Gene Ontology annotation, cellular component: membrane. Lineage: Eukaryota; Metazoa; Arthropoda; Insecta; Coleoptera; Tenebrionidae. Gene Ontology annotation, molecular function: transmembrane transporter activity. The coding region runs from base 18 to 1430 and encodes 470 amino acids. The record is from RefSeq and is a predicted model, not a curated record. Gene Ontology annotation, biological process: transmembrane transport. The transcript is spliced from 2 exons.
ACAUCCAACCAACCAGAAUGCAAGCUUCACAAAACCGCGGCCGGCUUUUCCAAUACUUGGCCACCCUAUCAGGGGCGUUUUCUAUCAUCACCUCGGGAAUCAAUCUUGGAUGGACCUCCCCGUACUUGCCUCAGCUUUUAAGUACCAACUCUUCCAUUCCUACCAGCAGCGAUGAAGGCUCGUGGUGCGCCGUUAUGCCCUUGCUGGGUUCGCCCGUGGGUGCCCUCCUCGCCGCAAUUCUCGGAGAUGUAAUCGGCCGCAAAAACACAACUCUUCUCAUGACUCCUAUCAUUUUCUUGUCUUUUAUCUGGAUUGCUUUUGCCGAUUCGAUCUGGGUGAUUUCGGCCAUCCGGUUUGUGAUUGGUGCCACCGAAGGAGCGCUAUACACGGUUCUACCGAUGUACAUCGGCGAAAUUGCCGACCCCGAAAUUAGGGGAUUGCUCGCCUCCACGCCGACGAUAGCGGGAAUUGCUGGUACUCUCUUCAUUAAUAUCAUCGGUCAGAUGUACUCUAUCUUUACGUCGUCGAUUAUAUGUGCUUUCGUGCCUCUGAUCCACUUUGCUGCUUUUAUUUUGAUGCCGGAAUCGCCGUACUACUACAUAAAGAAGCAUAGACUGGAUGAAGCGAAACAGAGUUUGGUGGUUCUGCGUGGUACCGACAAUGUACAGGACGAAUUUGAUACGCUAUGCAAAGCUGUCAGUAGGCAGGAACAAAGCAAGAAAGCGAGAGUAACGGAUUUGUUUACGGUGGCCAGCAAUAGAAAGGCUUGUAUGAUCUACGUUAUUAUUUGUUUGACUAACAAGUUCAGUGGUAAGAAUCCUUGUCUUUUUUACACGACGAUGAUCUUCGAGGAAGCGGGGAGUCGCAUCAGUUCGGAUUUGUCGACGAUUAUUUAUUGCUCGGUGGAAUUAGUGGCGACUUUAGUGGCCAUUUUCGUCGUGGACAAAUUUGGAAAGAAACCUUUGAUGAUUGUGUCGACUGUGGGAUGCAGCGUUUCCGUUUUCUUUUUAGCUGCGUAUUUUUACGUGAAAGAUUGGUACCCACAUGUAGUGGAGAGUAUUGACUGGCUACCGAUUACUUCUCUAGUGGCUUACAACGUUUUGUUCAGUAUUGGACUCGCUUUUGGGGCUGUGUCGGUUUUAAGCGAACUUUUCCCCACGAGUGUGAAGGCCGUCGCUUUGGGUACUGCUGACACUUUUUCGGUUAGUAUGGGUGCCAUUGCUUCCAAGUUGUUCCAAAUUACUAAAGACGAGUUCGGGAUGUACGUGCCGUUUUGGUUCUUUUCCGUCUGCACGGGUGUCGGUUUGAUUUUCAUAGUGAAGUUUGUACCCGAGACUAAAGGCAAGACGUUGGAGGAAAUUCAGCAGUACUUGAUCGGCGACUGCGAUAGCGAGAAGAAUUACAAGAAGAAGAGUGAGUUUAAUGUUUGAAUGAGUUAAUUAUGUGUGAAGUUUAACCGCAUGGUGGACACUUGAUUAGGAACGGUCUGUGGUUGUGCAGAUAGAGUUUCAGAAGCCGUACAUUACGGAAAAAAGCGUUUCCGCAUUGUGAUCUCUUUAUUUAUUUAUGGAAAUUGUAUUUUUAAAUAUAUAAU